Plasmodium falciparum 3D7 is the source of this 4935-nucleotide messenger RNA. RefSeq lists its product as uncharacterized. The record is from RefSeq and is a predicted model, not a curated record. NCBI's taxonomy places the organism in Eukaryota, Apicomplexa, Aconoidasida, Haemosporida, Plasmodiidae.
AUGUUCCUUUUCUUAACAUAUCAUUGGAAGGAAAAAAAACACAAAAAUUUCUUCUUUAAAUCAAUUACAACAAUCCAAAGCAAAUUUAAUGCAGAUAGAAAAAAAAAAAAACUUAGCUCCAAAACGACCAAAUAUAUUAAUUACCUAUUUUUAAAAAGGAAAAAGGCAGAACAAAAAAUCCAUCUGAAUAAUAUAAAAAGGAAACUCCUUAAAAAUACCUCUUCUUCUUUGUCAAGCCCAUUCGAACCAUUCCACGUUAUUUGUAAUUUCAAAAAUGAUAAAUUAAAAACUCUGCAAAAAUACAACAUAGAGGAAAAAAAUAACAAUGCACAUAACCUCCUUAAAAAUAUAUCUCAACAAAAUAGGUCAAAUGUAGAAUAUCUUAAAUGUAUUGCCUCCACGGGAGUAGAAGAAAAAAAUCAUUUAAUUGAAACAAACUCGCCAAAGGAGGAAAAUGGAACUUUCUUCCAAAUGGGUGAUAUGAAUUUUGUGAAUUAUGAUAGAAAUUAUAUGAACGGACAGGAUUAUCCUACAAAUAACCAAACAAAUUAUAUGAACGGACAGGAUUAUCCUACAAAUAACCAAACAAAUUAUAUGAACGGACAGGAUUAUCCUACAAAUAGCCAAACGAAUUACAUGAACAGACAGGAUUAUCCUACAAAUAGCCAAACGAAUUACAUGAACAGACAGGAUAAUCUUACAAAUAGCCAAACAAAUUACAUGAACAGACAGGAUAAUCUUACAAAUAGCCAAACAAAUUACAUGAACAGACAGGAUAAUCUUACAAAUAGCCAAACAAAUUACAUGAAUAGACAGGAUAAUCUUACAAAUAGCCAAACAAAUUACAUGAACAGACAGGAUUAUCCUACAAAUAGCAGAAUCCUUGUAAGUGAUAAUCCUUCGGGAAUUCCAAGUUAUAACAAAUCAGGUUCUUCUGAUAGCUACCUAGAAGAAAAUAAAUUCCUACCAACGGUGUGCAUCAAGAAAGAUAAAGAAUUGAAAGAUAUGAAAAGUUGGAAUAAUAUUAAUAACAUUCUAGACCUUAGAAAGAAUAAGGAGUUGUGUAACAUAUAUUUGAUUACUAGUAUGAUAAAUAUAUAUCAUGAGAAUAAUUACAAUUAUAUAAUAUUGAAAAUAUUAAAAGAGAUGAAACAUAUCCAUUGUAUGAGUAUGAAGCAUAUAAGUUUAAUUAUAUACAAUAUAUAUAAAUAUUAUUAUAUUCAAUAUAUAAAAAAUAUAUUUUAUAGAUCAGACGAAAUAAACAGAAGUAACUUUUUUAAUAGUUAUUACAUAUUACCAGAAGAUGGCAUAUUAUAUAAUAAUGAGUUUAAAAUAAAAGAUGUGUUGUUAGAUAUAGAAAUAAUAAAAAGGUUUUUAUUAUCAAUAUCAUGUGUAAUUAAGACGUAUAUAUAUAAUGAAAGUGAUAUGAAUGUCUUAAGUAAGAUAUUAUUUGUAUAUUGUUUCUUUGAAAUAAAUAAUAAAAAAAUGAAUGAAAUGUUAAUUGAUAAGAUCUUGAAAAGUAUUCAUAUAAAAACAAAUAAAAGAAUAAAAUAUUUUUCUUUAAUAUCAUUAUCUUUUGAGAAAUUAAAGAUAUAUUAUUCUAAAAUACAUUUGUUACAUUCUAAUUUGUUAAUAAAAAAAAUGAAUAAAUUAAUAAAAGAGUAUAAUAAGUUAAUUAUAAGUAAUAAAGGGAAGAAGAAGAAGAAAAAGAAGAAGGAAAAAAAAAAAUUGGAACGUCUUAAUCUAUUCCCAGUUCAUAAAAAGCACAAAACGUUUUCGUUAAUUAAUAUGAAGGAUAUUAUAACAUAUUUGUAUAUAAUUAAGACGAAUAAUAUAAAAAAUAAUGAAUUUAUAAAGACCUUGUUAAAAUAUUGCAACAUAUUUUUGUAUGAAAUAAACUGGGAAGACAAAAAUAAUAGUUAUAUAUAUUCGUAUUAUAAUAAAGUAAAUAAAAAAUCAUAUAGAACGUUAGAUUUGUUUUGUAAUGAAGAAAAUAUAAUACCCUUGUGUUAUCAGCAUGAUAUGUUAAGAAAUAUAAAAUUAUAUAAAUCGUUUGAAAAUGAGUUCGAAAAAAAAAAGAGAAAAAAAAAUUUAUUAAAUUCUUAUAAGGAUAUUAUUAUAUUAAAAAGAAGAACAAAAAAAAAAACAAAAAAUAUAUCUCAUAAUUAUGUAAACAAAUAUUUAGCUUUAUAUUCUUUGUAUAAUAUAAAUAAAACAGCACACAACGAUACCAUAGGUGAAAAUGAUUAUAGGAAUAAUAUAUUAAUACAAGUUCAAAAUAUCCGAAGAGAAACAGAAUUCAGAGAGAAAUUAGUAUAUAUAGGAAGUAGAGCAAAGGAGAUGAUAGGAAAGCAUAAUUACGUCCAAGGAGAAAAUAAUAUUAAAGAAAUAGAAAAAAUAAAUGAUGGUGUUAUGAAAUAUGAAAAUGAGGACAACCGAAUAAGUAGGGAGGUGAUUUCUUGUAAAAAUGAAAAGAUUAAUAUAAAUAAGAAAGGUGUAUUAUAUAGUUCUUAUGAGGAGAACAAUAUACAUUUGAAUAAUAAAAAUAAAUUAUAUUAUAUUGAAAAUGACGAUAUAACAAAUAAAUAUGAAACAAAUUUAAUAUGUAUUAGUAUAUUUCUUAAUUAUUUAAUAUCAUAUGAUUAUGUAGUUUUAAAAAAUAUGCCUGAGUUUAAUAAGUUAAUAGAAAUGUAUAUGAAUUUGAUAAGAGGUACUAAUAUGAAGAAUAUUCACUUUUUAUAUAUGUAUAAGAUUAUAGAAAUUAAUAGACAUAUAGAAUUGUAUAAUAAUUUUUUAACAAAAUUAAUUUAUUCAUCUAUUUUUUAUAAUUGUAAAAAUGGAUUGUUAUCUUUCCUUGGUGUGUUGAAGAGGGUACAAAAUAUGAAUACAAUGGAAAGAAAAAAUAAAAAAUUAAAAGAUGUUUCAAUAAAAAUGGAUGAUUUUAUUGAUGCUACUCAUUGUUCCUCUGAUCAUAAUUAUGAUAAACCAUAUGAGGUAAGGUAUGUUCCUGGUGAUGACACAUUAUUCAAAUUAAUAUGUUCUGGAUAUAUGUGGUUGUAUUCUUUAAUUAAUUUAUAUAUACAAUUAUUAAAAAGCAAAACACAUGACUAUAUAUUGAAUUAUAUGUUGAUAGAUAAUUUAAUUGUCUUCAUUAAUUAUGAUUUUAAUCAUUUAAGUUAUACAUCGAUUUAUGGAUGUUUAAAAUUAUUAUAUAUGAUCCAGAAUGGUAUAAAGGAAAAUGGAAAAAAAGAAAAUAAAGAUCCUUAUGUUAUUAAUUUUAGAAUAGAAGAAGAGGAGGAAUAUUAUAAUUCUCUACAGAACAAAUGUAACAAAUUAUUAUUUAUGGUUUUAAAAAAAAUGGAAUCUAUUGAAUUUGUGAAUAUAAAAAAAAAUAUCUUAUUAUUAUUAAAAAUUUAUAAAUAUAUUAAUAAAAUAAAAAUAUAUAGAAACCGAUUUGAAAAUGGUAGUUAUGAGAUGUUAUUAAAAAUCGAUGAUAUGUUAAAAAGAAAAAUAAUUAUUGAAACAAAAAAUAUAUAUAAUUUCGAUAUAAAACAUUUUAUAAAAAUAUUUAUAUAUAGUGAUAAUAAAUUAAGGAAUGAACUUUUUCAUAUGAGUAAUUUAGAUGGUCAUUUUUUAUUAUUAACAAAUAUAGUAAACAAAAUGAAUAAUAAUGGUAUGUAUAUUUUUUUUGAUUUAUAUAAAUGUAUAUAUAUAUAUUUAUAUAAUAAUAUUAUAAAUAAAGAAAUAAAAAAAUUAAAUGAUAAAAACUUUUUUAUAAACAAGCAUCAUAUUAUAAAUUCAAUAAAAAUAUUACAAUUUUUAAGAAAUUAUAUAACCGAACAUAUGAGUAGAAUACAGAAGAAAUAUAUUUAUAAAAUAAUUAUGUAUAACUUUUUCUAUAUAAAUAAAUGUAUAAAAUUAACAAACAUGUUAUAUUCUUCCAAGGAUAAUAAAUCAAAUUUCAUUUAUAAUAAUAAGAUAAUUACAAAUGAACCUAAUAAUUAUUAUGAUAAUAUUGUGAAUAUAAAAAAAUUAAAAAAAAAAAAAAAAAAAGCUUUUAUUAUAUACAUGCUUGUAAAACAUGUAGAUAUAAUGUUUGAUAUAAUUAAUAUGUUAUUAAAAAAAGAAAAGAACCUAUUUCUUAAAAGUCUUAAUGAGAAGAAUGUAUUGAUUUAUAUUUUUUCUUUAUAUAUGGAAAAUAUAAGUAGAGUGAAAAAAAAAAUUAUUGGUUAUUUAUUUUUUUCUUCAAAUAUGAAUAGGACACACGGAAAAGAAUUUCUUUACAUUUUAUCAAAAAAUAGAUUACAACUCUAUAAUAAUAAAAUGAAUACAUGUGAUGAUAUUAGACAUAUCACAUAUAUGAAUGUAUUAAUAUUAUUUUUUUUAUUUAAAUAUGAAAUAUUUUUGAGAAAUUAUAACAUAUACAAGAGAUGUCAUAGAAAUCAAAUCACAUGUGAUUUAAAUAAGGAUGUUGCAUAUUUCUCGGGGGUACACAAUACAUUCAAAUAUUAUAAAGAUAAUAAAAAUAUUUCAUAUGAUGUUUUAUUAAAUACACAUAAUAAUGAUGUUAUAUUUUUACAAGUGUUAUUUUAUGGAAUAACAAAAAAUUAUUUUAUCUUAAAUAAUAUGUAUCCAAAAAAUGUUGAAAAUAUAUAUAUAAAUAAAAUAAAAAGAAAACAAUAUAAUAAACUAAGAAAUGAUACUGAUGUGUUAUUACAAAAUUGUAGAGAUGAAGGAAAUACAAAUAAAUCGAUACAUUAUGGAAAUGAUUUAUUUGAAUUAAUAAUAGCAAAUUUUAAUAUCUUAUCAGAGCAUUUUAAGGAUAAUAAAUAUUUGAAAAGUAUUAUUUACAAUUUUAUGGUACAUAAAAAUGACAUUUCACAAGUGAUCAACAAAAUUUUAAAUAAAAAUAAAUCAGAAAAAUAUGUCAUAUAA